Messenger RNA from Podarcis lilfordi (Lilford's wall lizard), 29330 nucleotides. Lineage: Eukaryota; Metazoa; Chordata; Lepidosauria; Squamata; Lacertidae. The record is from the annotation of a GenBank genome assembly.
GGUGAUUCAUGGAAUGGGAUGGAGAGGCUGAGGUUCCCCCCUGGCUGGCUGGCGCAGGGAUUAUAUGCGAGGGAAAAGUCCGCCGCUGCAGCCUAGGGGGCACUUCAGAGCAGGCGGCGGAGCCGGCAGAAAUUGCACAAGGGCUGGCAGGCGGCAAGGCGAAGACAAAGAGCACGCGGAGGGGGCGGCGUGGAGUGGGGGGCGGCGCAGCGGCGAGUUAAACCGGAGCGGAGAGGCGGGGAGCCUUUCGCCUCACGGGAUCGCCAGCAAGCGCGAAGCCGAGCCGUCGAAGCAGCGCGCCGAAGCCGGUCAUGGGGAAAGGCGAGGAGCAAGGCGGGAUGUGCGCCGAGCGGGAGGCGCCGAGCCCCUCGUACACCUGGGAGGAGAUCCAGAAGCACAACGUGCACACGGACAAGUGGCUGGUGAUCGAGCGGAAAGUGUACAACAUCACCCAAUGGGCCAAGCGACACCCGGGGGGGCUGCGCGUGAUCAGCCACUACGCCGGCGAAGAUGCCACGGUAAGGGGCUCCGGCUGCCGGUGCCGCUGGCAGGGCGCAAAUGGCUGCUGCCGCCCGGCUCCUGCGCCGCCGCUCACCUGCUGCUGCUGCUGCUUUGAAGAAGGGAGGGAACCGGCGGCAGCCGCAGGGCUGGCAAAUCCGCAGCGCGGAGCUCGCUGCAGCCGCAGGGCUGGCUGGAACCGCCGUUUGGCAUGAAACGGGGACUGGAUGCAAAAAGAGAAUGGGGUGCUUGCAAGCUGGAAGGUUGCCGGCGGCUGGGAGGCUGCAGAAGGAGCAUUGUAGCAAUGCAAGAGCGGGGAGGAGAGAGGUUUGCCUGCAGGCCGGCCAAAGAGCUGCGCUCGGGUGGCUCUUUCUGCAAGGGUUUUUCCCCUGAGACUCCCCCCCCCCCACGUAAGGAAAGGAGCUGGUGGCGUCCUCCCCUCGCCCGGGCAGCUGCUUCUGCAGCUAGUGGUUGGCUAGCCUCAUUCCACCCCCCCCCCAACCGGGCUCCUGUUUCAGUAACGGCAGCAGAGGAGGCAUAGCGGCGGCGGGAAGGAGCAAAACCAGGAUGCCUUUGCAAGAUUAGUAGCUGCGGCUCCUGAAAGCGCAAGCUGCAGGGGAGCAGCCGGCCAGCGGAGGCUUAGCUCCGGGCAGGACGCACAGCGCGGGGAAGGUAGUCGCGUGUUAAGAACUGUGCGGCUCAAAGCAAAGGCCCGUCUCGCCCAGCAUCCUGCUUCCCAAAGUGGCCAGUCAGAUCAUGUCUCUGAGGAGCCCACAGGCUGGACAUGGGCACAAGAGUUGCAGCUCUCCCCAGCUGCUAUUCCCUAGCGACUGGACUCCUGAGGCCCGCUGGUCCUGGAGGGAGUCUGUCGGUUGGUGGCCUUAUUCUCCAUGAAUUUGUCUCUACCCUUUUUUUAAAAAAAGCCACCGUAGUUGGGGGUCCUCCUCACAUGUUGUGAUAGUAUUCCAUAGUUUAACCAUACAAGCUUUGAAAAAGCACUUUUGUCUACCCAGGUUCUGGUUUAGUGGAUUACGACAGGAGAAGAGAGGUUUGGGGAAAGUGGCCAACUAGAUGCCUGUGGGAAACAAGUUGUAUAAGUGUGUGUGUGAGAGAGAGAGAGAAUGAGAGAGAGAGAGAGAUGAAUGAAGCGGUAGAGGGAAGACAUAGCAGAGAGGAGGGGAAGCUGUGCUGCUCCUCACUUCUGACUUUAGCCCUGUCCACCGCUUGCAUGCGCCCCUGAUCACUUUCCCUCAAGUGAAUGUGGACCUCAGCUUCAAAAAGUUUGCCCUAACUGCAUCCCAUUAAGAUAAUUGUAUACUGCUGCGUCUCUCUAUUUGACCAGACUUCCUUUAUGCCCACCUUUCUAUGAUUGCUUUUGAAACCAAGCACCCCACUCCCUCUAUCAUAGCUUAGAGACCAUAUCUGCACAUGGCAUCCUCUGUGGAUUUGCUUGGCAUGUUCAUUCCCCCUCCCAUGGCCCUUUGGGCUAUCACUGCCUACUGGAUGCUCAGCAUCUUGCUGUAUCCCAGCCCUAUCUGAAUGACCAGAAACUUUUUAUUUUUUUACUCUCAUUCCAUUUGGGGGUAUUUCAUUCUGAACUGGAUAUUUCCCCAGCUUCUGCUGGCCUUCCCCCAGGAGCCUGCAAGCUUUUAGAUACCAAGGUCCAUUUAUGUUCAAGAGGACCCACAGUGGGAAACAGAAAACUGAACUAGAUAGGCCUUUUGUAUAAUAAUAAUUAUUAUUAUUAUUAUUAUUAUUUAUUAUUUAUACCCCGCCCAUCUGGCUGGGCUUCCCCAGCCACUCUGGGCAGCUUCCAAGAAAUAUUAAAAUACUGUGAUACAUCAAACAUUAAAAGCCUCCCUAAACAGGGCUGCCUUCAGAUGUCUUCUAAAAGUCUGGUUGUUGUUGUUCUCUUUGACAUUUGGUGGGAGGGCGUUCCACAGGGUGGGCGCCACUACCGAGAAGGCCCUCUGCCUGGUUCCCAGUGAGGGAACCACCAGAAGGCCCUCGGUGCUGGACCUCAGUGUCCGGGUAGAAUGAUGGGGGUGGAGACGUUCCUUCAGAUAUACUGGACCGAGGCCAUUUAGGGCUUUAAAGGCCAGCACCAACACUUUGAAUUGUGCUCGGAAACGUACUGGGAGCCAAUGUAGGUCUUUCAAGACCGGUGUUAUAUGGUCUCGGCAGCCACUCCCAGUAACCAGUCUAGCUGCCGCAUUCUGGAUUAGUUGUAGUUUCCGGGUCACCUUCAAAGGUAGCCCUUUGUAGGUGUAUGAGGUCUUUUUAUCAUUUCAACCACCUGGAUAUGCCCAUUAAUAGAAGCAGGAAAUGCAGGGAGAUUGUGUGCCAGCAGGUGGGAUGUAGAAGGUGAUGGGACUCAGCAAUGUGUUCCAGCUGCAUUUUCUGCUCUGGAAACCUUUCCUCAGGUGAAUGUGGUUUGUAGUUACCUGAUGAUGAAGGAAAGCCUCUUUGCAUGUGCUCAGAGGCACUGUUUUCUACUUUCUUCUUCCAUCUUAUUUUUGAAACUGAGUGCAGGGGAAGUAUUCUGGACCUGAGAGGCACUGAGGACAAAUCCUAAAUGUGUUACAGCUGGUUGUGAUCACUCAUGGGAAAGUGAAGCACCCUGGCAAUACUCAGAGCAUCAUUAUUGUUUUCCAUCAUCCCCAUUGAUCAUACUGCUUGGGGUUGAUGGGAGUCCAGCAUACCUGGAGGGCUACAGGUUCCCAGCUUUAUUCCCAGUAUCUAAAACAGAUCUUCAAAAGUGAGGAUGAAAUCACACAUUCAUGUAAUGCAGCAAAGUCCACCUUCAGAGGUGGCAGGUGAGUAUGCCUUUUGUUCUCCACCCUUCUACAUGCAUGUCAGACAGCAUGUGUACCAGUAACUUCUAGGAGUGUAUUUGCAAACAGUUGUGUUAAUCAAAAGCAGCCACAGGCUUUCACAUAUAGAGAAAAUGUGAAUCUGUAUCAAGUCAUGGCUCCAUUAAGUCUCUCUUGUGCUUCUCCAUUGGUUGUGUCUAUCUGUCAUACAGGAUGAACAAGAAUUGUAGCCAGAACGGAUGUUUUUGGCCAGGUACCUUGGCUGCAUGUUUCUGGCUGUGGUUACUUCUGUCCACUGUCUAUAAAGCACUCGCUGCAUUUUGUGUUCUUGGGAAGAACUACAUGCUUUCAGCUUGUCAUUCUUCGAAACACAGCCAUCAUGUAUUAAAAUCAAUUGGUCCAGAUGUCCUGCCAAUCUGCAAGUUUUAUUGUUAAAUCAUUUACAUUGUAAUUUUCAUUUCCCACUCAUCUCUGAACUUCCCAAACUGAAACACACAGUGAUUCUAUUGUCUUUGUUGUCUUAAAUCACAGUGGGGUUUUUCAAAGCAACAUUUAAAAAGAAGACUGAAGAGACACAAUGAGCUGAAAUGUCUGGAUUGUGUGAUUCUGUGGAGCAACGUUUUAAAAACAAAUUACCUCCUUUAUUUUAUGUAUUGUUGUGCUUCUUAGUCUCAAAUCAACUUAACAAUAUAUAUAUAUGAAGUCAAAUAAAAACCAGGAAAUUUAAACACAGUGUACAAUACAAAAUAAUUAAAAUGCUCAUCCAACACAAUAAGGUUAAAACCUAUCUCAUAUCAGUAAAAGGUAAGCACCACAGUAGAAGCUGGUAUAACUACCAAAGGCUUAGGCAGAUAAAAAUGUCUUGGCCUGGCCCAUAAAAACCAAGGCACCAGGCAUGUUUCCCUGGGGAGAACAUUCCACGCACAGGAAGAACCACUACCAAAAAGGCCUGUUCUCAUGUGACCACCUUCCACAGCUCCCUUGGAUAAGGCGCAUAAAGAAGGGUCUUUGAUGAAGAUUGUUUGCUCUGAGCGGAUUCAUAUUGGGAGAGGCAGCCUUUGCGGUAUUGUGGUCCUGAGCGGCAUAUGGCUUGAUAGGUUAAAACUAGCACUUAAUUGAAUUGGGAAACUCAUCAGUAGCCAAUGCAGUCAGGCCAGAAUCAGUGUAAUGUGCUCAGACCUUCUGGACCAAGUCAGUAAUCUUGCGACUGCAUACUACACUAGCUGUAGUUUCCAAAGUGUCUUCAAAGGCUGCCCAGUGUAAAAUGCAUUGCAGUAAUCUAACCUAGAGGUUACCAGAUAUGACAGUUUCCCAACUUGCAGAAGCAAGUUUGAUGGCUCCCAGCUUUUGUCACUGGUUUAGCUGCAUUGCCUUUUCAUCCCUUCUAGGAUUUCAUGAAUGCUCUUUCUCCCAAAUGUUGUACAUCCACUACAAAGCUAUCAGUCUCAUGAACCAGCACAUGUGGAAGUGUUUGUACUUAUGGGGGUGGGGGGACACACAGAGCCAAAUCUGCAGCAUCAUGUUCUUUCAAGUGUAUUGUUGAAGGUGACCAUUGCUUGCUUGCUUGCCACCAUAAUUCUGUUUGAACUUCAGGAGUGUGGUGACAGGCCUGAUCACCUUCUUUAGGAUGUUGCAAGCUAGUUUUUCAUUUUGGGUGAGGCAAUGAUAGAGACUUACGGUACCUUGUAUAUAUACACACACAAACACACACACAGUUUGAGCAGGUAGCAAGGAAGCUGAUAGUGCAAGCCCCAAAGUCACAUCGAGCCCUUGAAGCUUCCGCCAGCCAAUUCCAAGACCAUAGGACUGUCUCCUGUUUGGCCAGGUUCAGACUGCAUAAACCCUUACUGCAAGUGUGACUUCAUUCACAGUGCAUUUUUGAAGCCAUUUAGUGCUUCCCAAGGAGAUGCCACUGUUGCUUGCCAUCUGCUAGCAAUGUGUUCAAGAACCUAGAAAGAGAUGGAUAUCUGUUCAACAAAAUAGCAUGGCUGCUUUGCAAAGAAAAUGUGGUGUGCAUGCAGUAUAUGAGUCUGACAUAUAAGUCAGAAAGGCCUAUGAUCCCAGAAUAUGAUCCCAGUAGAGGGCUUGCCAGGUCCUUUAAUCCAGUGCUAGCAAGGUACAGUUACUGGGUUGUAAUGAAGACCAUUAGUCGGUUCCCAGGAGGCUCAAAUUUUCCCUAGCAUUAAACAGUGCUUAUCCAGUAUCUUUUGUAAGGCCAAUUGUCAUCUCCCUAAACACUUAGCUGUUUCUUUGGUGGGCAUUGUGUGACUCAGCAGCAAGCUUCCCUGGCUUGCCCCCCCCAUCCCACAACCUUUCAUUUUCCUUCCAAGCCACUGUACCAUUUGUUUUGGGUAUCAGAGGGGGCUGAAGUAUGUGGGAAGGGUUUCUUUCCUUCACUUUUUUCAGGUUUAUACUCGUUUCAAAAGGAGGAGGAAGAAGUCCAGUGAUGCUGCAUCCAGUGUUUUGACAGGGAGUGGCACAAAGGGCCUGCCCACAUAAUGGUUGUCUAUACUCCCCUUGUUUGGCUUUAUAUUAUACAGUGCAGAUAGCUCUCUCAAAUCUGAUCCUCUUUCAGUGACAGUAGGAGUUUUGUGCUGCAGGCUGAAAAUUGUGCUCCAGUACCCCCAACAACGCCUGUUCACCACAUGGAAAAAUUUGGUACCAAUUAAAGGUGAAGCCUUCAUUUCAUGUAGACUCUGGAAGUUAAUGAGCACACCAAAAUGUUCAUCGUCUGGGUGCGCCCAGCCUUAGAUUAUGUUGCCGCAAGGUGAAUUAGCAAUGCACAACUUUAAGCAAGAGUGUUGUCUGCUGGGAAUUAGGAAGGAGUUAGGGAUUUUAUAUGGCUCUAGGGGAAGAUAAGGAGUUGGAAAUUUCCCUCAGUUACAAAUCCUUUAGGUUUAUGCACAUGCUUGUUCGUUUCUUGAUGACUGCAGAUUCAGGUAGCAGCUUGCACACAGAGAUCACAUUUGGUGAUAAAAUUUCCAUGGUGCCUCACAUUUAUGCUUUAAUAGCUAUCCUUAUCUGUAUAUUAUUUCCUAUCUUGUUUUCUCCUUUCCAGCAUUUUCUAAUUUAUUUUCUCCUUGUCCCCUGUUCCAGUGCUUUUCCCAAGUGAAUUAAGCUGCUGAAGCUAAUCUUGCUAAUUAAGGUUUCCUUUUUUUCCAUAAGCAAGGACAACAAAGGACUCAUUAGAGACAAUGACUUGAGUCAGACCAGUCCCUAGGAAUAAAGCACCAUAAGAUUAGGAUUCCUAGUUCUGCCACCCACUCACUCUUUGGCUGUGAAAAUAUCAUGUUGUUUUCUGUUUGCUUAUCUACUAAUAAAUAUGCUGGAAGAUGGAGAUUUUCAAUGUAAUAUACUAGUGCGUGUGUGUGUGUUGGGAAUGUGUAAUCAGAAGGAAUAUUAUUUGAUUUCUACAAUAAAGCCCCGUCUGCACAAUACAUCUAAACCAGUAUCACCACCUUAAAGUCAUGGCUUCCCCUAAAACAGGCAUCCCCAAACUUGGCCUUCCAGAUGUUUUGGGACUACAAUUCCUAUCAUCCCUGACCACUGCUCCUGUUAGCUAGGGGUGAUGGGAGUUGUAGUCCCAAAACACCUGGAGGGCUGAGUUUGGGGAUGCCUGCCCUAAAGUGUAGUUUGUUAAGGGUGCUGAGACUUGUUGGGAGACCCCAAUUCCCCUCACAGAGCUACAAUUCCCAGAGUUCCCUGAGAAGAGGGAUUGGUUAUCAAACCACUCGGGGAAUUAGCUCUGCACUGGCUCAUGCAGGAUUUUUGCAUGUAGAAAGAAGUUUCUAGAUCCUAAAGGGAAAAUGAUUAUGAGAUAUAAGGAAGAGUGGGUAACAGCUCUUUGAACAGCAAUUGUAUAUUUCUUCAUUCUAGGAUGCAUUUAAGGCCUUUCACCCUGAUCCUGUGUUUGUGAGAAAGUUUCUUAAGCCAUUAUUGAUUGGAGAACUUGCCCCAGGAGAACCCAGCCAAGACAGAGGCCAGAACGUGAGUAAGAGCAAUUUUCCCUAUGUGUUCAGUGAAUAUUUGAAGGAUGGCACUGGGCUGUUUGCAGAAGGGCUUUCAAACAGCCCUCUGGUUUUCAGACGUUCAAGGAGCAGUACUGUGAGGGAGAAGUGCUUUCCAUAACCACAGUUUCAAUGGAAACCACUUUCCCCUCUUGGAGCAAGUUUCUGCCAGCAUGUUCCUGCCAGCCAUCAACUGAUGGCCGAUGAAAGCGUGUCUUGCUCCAGCAAAAGAGCAAACAGGAGUUCCCCUUAAAGUGCCCAUUGUUCCUUUUAGGCUUUGUCCUUACUUGCCUCACACCUAAUGUCAUAUAUGAUGUCAAGUUCAUGAUGAGUGGAUAUGGCUUGGCCAAAACAACCUUGCGACCCAAAUAGGGAUGCCAUCAGGCUAAGUUUGGCCCACGGGCCAGAGGGUCUGCACCCCUGAUCUGGAGUCAGUUUUCUUUUUUGUGUUUUACUCUACAUUAGUAUCUCUCAUGAGCUUGUUCUGUAAAGUGUGUCACAAUAUUUGAAGUGGUUAUUUGGAGGACAAACGUUCAUUGGAGACUGAAGAAUUGCACUGAGUGUCGGAAGGGGAGUAUCUUACAGACAAUCCAGCCUAUCCCAGGCAAAUCUGUUUAAAAGCUGAAAUUAUUUAUCCCAUGGGAGAAACUUGGUGAAGAUGAAUUAGUAGGGCUGCCACUUACUUUUUUAAAUAUGGUAACCAUAGCCUGGCUUCUGCAAAGUGCAGUCCUACCUCACAAGCUCUGGGAGUUCUUUGUAUGUGGAUAGGCAUGAACCAGUGACAGUAGCAUGCACUUGGAGGCUGCAGGCCCAAAUUCGAUAUUUUCCUGCAAAGUAAUAUACCUUGAGACUACACAGAUAUAUUGAUCAGAGUUUAAACUAGUCUGUGGAUACCCAAGAAAGAAAACAGGAUAGCAGUAGAAAACACAGAAAAUAUCAGCACAAUGAUUAUGCCAUAACGCCAGAUUCAGGGUUUCUGUGUAGACAUUUCUAUAGGGUCAUAAAAUACAUUAUAGGAUUGAGGUGUCAAAGAAAGCAUAGAACAUUGAUUCAUCUGAGGAUUAAAUAGUACCAUCCAGAACUGUAUCAAGGGUUGUAAUACAGUGGAUAUUUGACACUGUAGACCAAUAGGAAGAACUGAUACUGCAAGACUUCUUGGGUUUCAGCUUGCCUUUGCUUUAUUUGAACUGAGGUACUAUGUCCCUGGAGUCUACUGCUACCUCCUUUUGCUGUAUGUGCAAAAAAAGGCUUUAGGGAAGGUGUAAUAUUUAGUAAACUUCAGGUUUAGAGGUUUCCCUUUUCUCAGAUGGGCUUAGGACAAUGUAAGUCCAACCUACCAACAUUGACUUUGCUUAAUAAAUGCUGUAUCUUAGAAUCCUCCAAAAAGAACUAGAACAAUGAUUUGAUGGGAAAUUGUGACGAUAAUUCCACCACCACCCAAGGUCACACAGGCUGUAAAAAGAAAGAAAAGGAAUUGUAAAGAAUAAAGCAUGAGGCGGACACAAGUUUGCAAUUAACUUUCCAUUUGAAAGCCAUCCCUAGCUAUUAGAUGAGCUGUUUUGUUAGAUGCCUUAAUGAGGAAUGGGGGAGGGACACAUCUCCAGAGACAUGUGGCUUCAGGAGUGCUUCUGACUGCCUUUAAUGUGCAGAUAAUUUAUUCUUUAUUUAUUAAGCUUAUUAGUCGCUAGUCACCCUAAGGUCUCCAAGCAACUUAACAUUAAACAAAAAUAUAUGCAAAUGCCAUACAAUUUUUUUUUGGGGGGGAGGUUGUGAUAAAGAUAAAUGUAGUCCUGAAGAAAACAGGCUGCAAGAAACAAGCAGGGAGAGAGAAGGGAAGGCUGGAGGGAGACGACAUACGAAGACGAGAGACAGGAAAAGGAGCCUGCUGGAAAUAAACCUGUGACUUUUACACACACACACACAGAGAGAGAGAGAGAGAGAGAGAGAGCUUGAGAGAGAGAUUAGAUGAGUUGCUAUUAUGUCACAGAAUCAAUAUUCUGAAGGAAAACCUCACACAAGGCCUAGGUAUAGAAGAGGAGGCAGGGAGAAGGAGGGGGGAGUGUUGCAAAGAAACGAAGAGUCCUGAAUGUAAAUUAACCAAGUAACAUAAAACGUCCAGAGAAUUUUCAUGGGCCUGUCAGGAGUCUGUUCCCAGUACAACUGGCCACAUAACCAAACCAGUCGUCCAUAUAUAUUCCAAAUGGAUAGGAAACCAGCCAUGCGUAGAUCUCUCAUAAUCUGAAAUAUUAAGCUCUGGCCUGGAGGGCAGCUUUGCAAACAAGAUCCACAGAUGUCUUUCCCAUCGGGCCUCACGUCGCCGUGUCACUCAGGAUCCCUCAAAUCCCAAAUGUUCCGGCUAUCAAUUAUUCAGGCACUUCGUCCCACUUGGCUGAUUGCAAAAGGAAGCCCUUUCUGCCGCCUCUCGUUCUUGGAUGACUGCAUUGAUGACAGCCAGCCAGUGUCUAAACAUUAACCUGCAGGUGCCUCGUGAGCUGCUUUCCCUCAGGAACACCACUCUGCAGAGCUGAGGGCUUCCUAUGCCAAAGGGAAUAGCGGUUCAGACUACAUUUCAGCAGGCAGCAGGGUUUCCUAGAAAGCUUAUCAGAGACUCUUCCAUGAGGAGUUCAGUACUGUAAUGGCAGACCAGAUUUUGUGAAAGAAAUCUUGACCUCCCCUAGUAAGGUGCAAAGCAGAAGACCAGAUUUUUUUCAAUGAAUCCAGGGACACUUUUCAACUUCAAUGGAAUUUGUCAGGGGACUGAUUUGUAAAUCCGGGGACUGUCCCCGGGAAACGGGGGCAUCUGGUAACCUUUUCUAGGGUGCAUUCACAGUCAGUGCAGUGCAGUGCAGUGACAAACGCUGAGAGUCUUGGAUGAUUUUUGCUGCAAACAGAGGCUGUGCUGUUCCAAAAUCUAUUCCCGCAGAAAGGGGUAUUUUGGAAAACAAAUUGGGGCUGCAGGCAGGGGCAGUUGGAAAACGGUUGAGUUUUAUGCUGCAGUAUUUCCACAGUUUUGCAGAACUGAGUCUGCAUAACUGUCUACAGACUCCUCCCCCCCUCCGCUUCGCCCCCACUUUCCUUACGAAGCUUCAGCAUUGUACCCUUGCCAAGGUUAUAAUGGCCCUUUCUUGUGUGGUUAUUAUUGUUUUUUAAAGCGGGGUGGGAAAUAGACAAAAUAAAUUGGGAAAUGUGGAAAUGGCAGGCACUUCCUUCACUCAUGGAUGGGCUUUUCUGGAUGUUUGUGUGUGGGAGAGUCUGUUUUGUGUUCUUUCUCAUCGAGAGAGAUGCAUUUGUUCAGAGAGGGAGAGCCAUCUUGCUGUUGCCAAAAACACUGGCAUAUAAUUUUCUUUUACACAAUUUGCAAUCCAAAUAAAAUUAGUGUGCCUAAGUCCCUUUGGUAUCUAGAGGACCUCUUUUAAUAUCCUUUUUUUUCUACUUUGCAGUCUCAAUUGGUGGAAGAUUUCCGUGCCCUGAGGAAGACAGCAGAAGACAUGAACUUAUUCCAAGCGGAUCCUGUGUUUUUUUCGCUUUACUUGGGUCAUAUCCUUGUGAUGGAGGCUCUGGCUUGGCUUAUGGUUUCAUACUGUGGUACUAAUUGGAUUACAACCUUCCUCCUUGCCAUCGUCCUUGCAGUUUCCCAGGUGAAACUUGGUUCUAUGGAUAUUGAAUGGGCAGUCACCUGCCUCCUAGUUCAUCCAUGCCUUGAAAAUUACAUACUGUCACUGCUUCAAAAAGGCACUGAAGAUAGCAUGGAACAACUUGUAACUUAUUAAUUGCCAAUCUUUACUGGAAGGGUGGGCCAUCUUUAAUACUGUGUUGUGUUUCAUUCCCUAUUAUAAUACAACUGAAUCAAAAUACCCUCAAAAAAUAAACCUACAAUUUGUAUUGUGAUGAAACACAAUAUGUAAAAAAUAAAAUAAGCAAUAAAAGAACAAUUUAAAAAACCAUACAGCAUCUAACCAUACAGCACAUUACAAUUGCUAGAACAGCCAGGGAAAUCGUUAAGUGGUCCACAAAGCCCUGCAACAAUUUUCAAGUGGUCCAGAGUGGGGAGAAGUUUGGGAACCAUUGAUGUAAAGGAAACUGAAGAGAAAGCACUUAUAGUUAGGUUUUGAUAUAAAGUUUCUCUUAGGGAUGCCUUUCCUCUCUCUCAUGAUCAUUCUCUUUCCUCCCAAGGCCCAGGCUGGAUGGCUACAGCAUGACUUUGGACACCUCUCUGUGUUUAAGAAGUCUACAUGGAACCACUUAGUUCAUAAGUUUGUGAUUGGUCACUUGAAGGUAAGGUCAUUUCCCAUUAAGGAAAUAACUGCAGUAAGAAAUGAUGGGGUUAAGGUUGCCAUCUUUCUCCUGGCAGGAGUGUGUCUUUAAAAACCUCUGAACUGACAAAGAUCCCAAGGAUCAUGCAUUCCCCAUCACUGGGAAGUGCUGUGCCUGUUGGAUUUCUGCCUGUCAUGCAGCUUUUAAGGGAGCAGGACAAAAAGAGCACAAUCUUAGCUGGAGGCUAGCUUACUUCACUCUUCCAAGUGAUAAAAAACAGUAAAUUCUAGCUCUUGUGUCUGAUUGCUUUAGCAAGGAAUAAGCUGAAAUGAAUCUAUUCUAGAUGAACAGGUUGUUGUGCCCACAGAGGGUAUAGCUUGUGAACUGACAUAAAUGUAUCUCAAGCAAUAUAUAUGUAUAUAUAUAUAAAUUCCCUUCAAAAUCUGAACCAUUAGCCACAGUCAAACUUGUAUGACUAUAUUAUUCCCUUUAAGUUUGUUAAGGAAUCCUGACGGAGAAUGGUAGAAUAACUAAAGGAACAAGGCUACCCGUUGUCACCUUUGUUGUUUAUAAUAGUUUGGAAGUAUUGAUGCAAAGAAUAAGAUGUAAUCAAGAUAUUAAAGGUAUAAGAGUGGGACAGAGACAAUAUAAAUUAAAAGCAUUUGCAGACAACGUGGUGAUAUCUGUAGAAGAUCCAAUAGAGUCAAUCCCGAAAGUAUUACAAGAGAUUUUUAAAAAGAGUAUACAUAUAAAGUAGAUGAAUAAAUGAGCAAAUUAAGUUAAUUUGGAUAUGCAGAAAAUAUUAAAAAUAAAUCUAAGGAACUGCAGAAAGAGGGGGAAGAAAGUCAUGUUUUGAAAUAUUAAAAUGAUUGUAAAAUAAUUGAAAUGUAUAAAAUUGAAAAAAAAUAAUGGAAUCAGUGUGUGGACAUUCCGGAUCAAAGCAUGUCUCACCUGUUUUACCCCAAAGUGAGGGAUUUUAUAAAUUCAGAGCUCAGAAGCUGGAAGAUCUGAGUCCAAGAGAUUUCACAAUAAAUACAAUGAGUUUAGAGGCUCAAGAGCUCAGGAUGAGGAAAUCACUUCUUGCAAGAAUCCAUUAAUAGGCUGAAGAGCUAUGGCAGAAGAUAAGGAUCGAGCCAAUAAUAGUUACCACCUUUUAACCAACAGAGGGCCUGUGCCUGAAAGGCAGAAAUUCAACAGAUCUAGCCAGCCAAUCACAGCUAAGAACCACCAACUUGAAAUACUCCAGGAGAAUCAGUAGUAUGUCACCUAGGACUGUCAACUCCCUCCCCCCCCCUCCAGCUCCUGUGCCUUUAGCAGCAACCUGACACACAGAUGGAAAGCAGAUUAAGCUUUUCCUGGUGUGGAGAUAAAGUGUCAGGAAAAGCUUUGUUGCUGCAGUUACCAGGCAACUGUUAAAGAAACAGAGCAGCAAGACUAGCAUCACCUGGAAUGGACAUUCAUGGCCAUUCUUUUAUGUACCUCCUUUCAGAUUAUCAUUCAAGAUCACAAACCAUGGAGCAGUAAGGAAUGCUGGCUGGAGCAGUUUAUCCUUGCCACAUAAAACCCAGAUAAGGCUUUUGGGACUGGCUAGCUAAUUUCUCAAUAAUGCCCACAUUGUUUGCUCCAAGCUGUAGGCUUCCUUGCUUUCCUCUGGGGACCUCCAGGGUCUAUGAAUAGGUGUUGUACUUGCUUUCCAUAAAUAUGGCCUGGGGCUGGAAUUGAAAGCUUCUUUGUGAGCAAAGGCUUUCUGUCUGUCCUGAGUUUUUGGAAAUGAUCUGGAGCAGCCCCAACAGCCAGCUGGCCUACCAGGCCAGUGAUGAGCAGCAAGCUGGCCUUCUGGUCCGCCGCUUUAAAUUGGUACUCAAACCUCAAGAGGAAAAAGGAGCUAAGAGUUUGAGGGAGCCAAACUGACUAUUGUACCUAGUUCCCAGCCCCUUUCAUUAUUAUAAUAUUGCAUGGCAUCUUUUUGUGUACACGAAUGCAUUGAAAAAGCAGAGUUCCCCAUGUACCGUGCAAAUCUUUUCUUCCUGCAGGGCGCCUCAGCAAACUGGUGGAAUCACCGUCACUUCCAGCACCAUGCGAAGCCAAACAUCUUCAAGAAGGAUCCGGACGUGAACAUGGUGCACCUCUUUGUCCUGGGAGACACGCAGCCUGUCGAGGUAAGAAGAGGGGGUGUGAAAUCAAGUUGCAUUUUGUUUCCAAGAGUUGGGAACCCGCUUCGCAUGUUUGUGGGGGGACGGGAACCCAGCACAGUUAUGUGGCACCUCAAUGACUAGCAAACAAGAGGGGCAAAACUCUUUCGCAGGCCAGUUUAUCUGGACUUUGUGACUGGUCAAGUUUUGUAGGGGAAAACUGUCAUCCACAUUCUAAUCCGUGGCUUAAUACUGACCCUACCAGUUUUAGGACUCUGAAUUUCAUACCAGUUGGAUAUGAAUUAAAUGCUAUGGGUUGUAUCAAACAAAGCUGUCUCAUUAGUGCGAAGACUUCCACCUAUGCAAUGGGACUUCCUCUCCCUGUAAGUCUCUUGCCCGCCCCCAUCGGCUCUGGAGGAUUGGGGGCAUGCAAGGAGAGAGGAGGGGGAGGAAGUCCUGUUGCACAGUGGAACCCCUUGUGCUAAUAAUGGGAUGACUUCAUUAGGCACAACCUUGGAUUUGGAUGACAGAGCCAAUGACUCGGAGACUAUCUGCAAGCAACAAUAACAACAGAAUGGUUUUAUUAUUGUAUUAGUUAUAGGCUGCUUUUCAGGGCCCAUUAAGACACAAAUUAUUAAAACCAUAAAAUCAUGAUCUACAGCACAGCACAUCUGAAAACAUGAUGUUUGGCACAGCAUCACCAGAAUAAAACUGACCUAUCUUCAUCCAAAAGCUGACGGGGGGGGGGGGGGAGUCUUUAGAGUUCUCCUAAAAAGCAGUCACAUGUCAUGUUGAAGGCAGUUUCAUUCAUGUAUGGAACUGGCCAUUUGGUGCUACUGUGAGGCCAUCCUUGCUACUAUCAUACUUCCAUGUGAUAGCAAAGCUGGCUUCUCUACGUGACUGGUUUGCAGAAGACUCACCUAGAAUGAAGCUGCACUAAUAAAAUAAUAAUAAUAAUAAUAAUAAUAAUAAUAAUAAUAAUUUAUUUAUUUGUUUGUUUGUUUGUUUAUUUAUUUAUUCCCCACCCAUCUGGCUGGGUUUCCCCAGCCACUCUAGGCAGCUUCCAACAGAUAAUAAUAAUAAUAAUAAUAAUGUGAUAAAACAUCAAACAUUAAAAACUUCCCUAAACAGGGAAAGCUCACUGCCUGCUUUGAGGACUGGAUCCUGCCAAUAUUGUCUACACUGACUGGCAGUUGCUGUUCAAGAUUUCAGAUGGGGGAUAUUCCCAGCCCUGCCUGGAGAUGCUGGGGGUUGAAACAGGGACCUCCUGCAUUCAAGGCCAGGUGCUCUCCCACUCUUAGAUGUGCACUUAUCCUCAGCUAAAGAUGUGACUUGCAAGAGCACACCUGCACCUUUAAUAUGAGAACCACCUCUAAGAAAACAGGAAAUAGACCUCCUAUAGGUGGGAAAGAAAAGGGGGCAGUAAGAUAUUAUUCUUUGAUACAUUUUUUUGAUAAUGUUGGGGCGCUGCAGCUGUAUGUUAUCCUUUUGAUGGGUUGUUUUCUUGGAAUACAAGUUUACUCUGGAUCAGAAGUGCAAAGAAUGAUCUUCAGCCAAUAAUAACCAGAAAUAAACAUAGUUUUCAGCGGAGCUCUGCAAAAUGGUUGCCACAGCAACCCUCUGUGUGCUGUUGCAUCACAUACUAAGAAGAUGCUUGCCGUUAAAUCCAAAGCCGCAGCCAGGAGGAGUGCACUGAAUAUUUUCAAAGUAAACAGGCGAUGGGGCAAACUGGGCAUGGUUGUGUACAGGUUGUACCUUGUGUCGUAGAGAAAUGCUGUUUGAUCAUGGUGUCUAGAGCGCUGCGUGCCCUCGAGGAACACCGCUUGAUUUGGCCUGGUUCAUUAUGUUCAAACAAAAUUAACAAUGGAGCUAUGCCAACCUUCAACACUGGGCCAUUUCGAAGCUGAUAAUUGUAGCUUUAUCAACAGGUGCCUGAAUUUGCUUGCACUCUUCUUAGCAUUGUACCUAUCAGAUUGUGAGCCUGCUGGCACGGACCGUACAACAUGCAACAUUUAAAAAUAAUAUCAUUAUUUAUAAAUGGUGAUUAUGAUCAUAAUAACAACAGCAAUAAAAACUGAAAAAUGAUUUAGCAGCACACAGAAACUUGUGAAAAGGAAGAAGCUGGUUUUCCUUUCUUUCAUGGACAUAACUGUCAGCAUAUCAUCCAGUUGGCACUUGUCUAAAGUCCAUCUAAGCAGAAAAUUGGCAUUUAUCUGACCUUUGCGAAGGCGAAGCAAUCGGUUUGACCCAGCAGGCUCAAGAAAUAUGUGUGCUGUUUUCCAACGACGAACCUUUAAAAGAAAGUGGUGUCAUUUCAGUUUUUCAAAAAAUUGAGGAAAGAGCCGCCAUACAGUAAACUGUGGAGAAUGGUGAAUGAGUUCUGCCAUCCCCACUAUGCAUAGAGCCUAGGUGUAAAGAUCCCAUCUUGCUAAAACCAUGGUUUUGGCAGCCCAGAAUGAUUGUUGGGGACACAUUCUCCUCCCUUGGCCCCCCCUUCCAUUUCCCCCUCCCAUACACUGGGCGGGGUAUAAAUAAUAAGAUUAUGGUGGUGGUGGUGGUGGUGAUGAUGACUUGUUGCCUGAUGGCAAUUCUUACUUACCACAGCUGACAAGAAAAGUUGAUAUUUAAAAACCUGACUGUAAAUACCGUAUUUACUUGAAUCUAAUGUGCACCUUUUUUGGCCAAAUUACAAUGCAAAAAUUAAGGUGCGCAUUUACAUUUGCCAGCAUAUACUCUUUUUUUUUGUUUUUGUUUCAAGGUUUUGAAAAUUGAGGUGCGCAUUAGAUUCGAUGGCUCAUGUAAAUACGGUAUUAGGGGUUCUUGCGGGAGGUGGGGUGGGGGAAUUAUAGCAGAAAUGAAAUGUAAUAACAAGUGGGCUUAAAUGAGUGAAUAUAAUCCUCUAUCGUCAGAAAAAAGCUUACAAUAUUAAUCUGAUACAAAUACAAUUUCAAACAAUAAAAAAUCAAUAUAACAACAAUACAAGAAGCACAAUGACAAUUUAAAUAGGAGUCCACUAAAACAAAGGCAAUUAUAAUCAGACUUGCUCCUAGGCAACAUACCUAGGAUUGUAACCUUAACAGGCUUUCUGAAACAGGAAGGCUUCAAAGUACACCUAAAAGACCUAAAAUGAAAGGGAGCUUGGCAAAUCUCCCUGGAAAGUUAGUUCCACAAUUGUGGAGCUACCACUGAGAAGGCCCCUUUUUCCUCUUUUUCCUCAGUAUGGAAAGAAGAAGCUGAAAUACUUCCCAUAUAACCAUCAGCACGAAUACUUCUUUUUUGGUGAGUAUCUCCAUUUCCUUCUUUCGCUUUCCUACAUGUAGGUGCAGGCAGGAGCCUGCUUGAAAUUCCUUUGCGAUUAAACAGUUAUUCUUUAUGUCCUAACAAGCCCCUCCCUGUGUAGGAAAUAAGAUCCCUCCUGCUACAUUUCUGAUGUGCAGCAAUAGGGUAGAUCUCCUUUCAUUCACUUCUGAGCGUUCAUUGUAUUCCAUAUUUGGAAACUCAUAGAAUCCAGUCAGAACCAUGCCACAUAUUUCUCUCUUGACUCUAUCCUUUCUGCCAUUGUUUCAUUUUUAUCCCACCCCUCCAACGAGAAGCAGUAUACAUGGUUCUUCUCCCCACAUACUCCAUUUUACCCUCACAACAAUCCUGCAAUGUAGGGUAGGCUGAGAAGUUGUGACUGACUCUAGUUAAACUAGGAACAAGCAUCAAGAGAACCCUCCUGGGACUACAGCAUUUUAGAGUGUAAUUUUUAAGUAUUUCCUCAUGUCGUAAAUUCUCUGUAUCCAGAGAGCUAGCUAUUCUAAAACUGAGGUGCUAGUUCCUACAUACGGGGAAUCAUUUGUCCUAGUGGAGAAUUAAAACUUGGCAUUAGCCACCUGCACUUUGAAGUGGUUCAGAAUGCCAGUUAAAAUGGGUGGUUGCUGUUUUCUAGAUAGCUGAACUGGUUGUAAGUAGAAGCACUGGGCCUUUCUGGAACGGUGCAGAGGUAUCCUAGUCUCUUUAACAUCUUGAGAUGUUGGAUAGAACACAGACCAAAACAGAAUCUCUUGCCAUCUUUUCCCAGAGUGAUAGCACUUCCCUCCAGACCCUAACUUUCAUGUUAAGGUCAUUGUCCAGCUGCAGGGUGCCAUCUUAUGUUUCAUGCCUGCCUGCCUCCUCUAAUGCCUUCUGGUUUUCCUUUCAGUUUUUCCACCUCUCCUCAUUCCAGUUUACUUCCAAAUGCAAAUCUUCAUGACCAUGUUCAGACACAAAUUCUGGGCGGUAAGUGAAAGAUCCUCCAUACCCUGCAUUGCCUUCAUUAAAACCCAUUCAUUCCAUUGGAGUUGAAUGGCUUGGGCCACUCCAAGGAGAUCUUCCUGGGGGAAAUGAAGAGGCAUCUCUCUCCAUAUUCUGUGGAAGUGAGCACUGGUGGAAGGAGGGAGGCAGCAUUAUCCCUUGCAACACGUAACCUCUGCCUUUUCUCCUUAGGACCUGGCCUGGGCCUUCAGUUACUACCUACGCUAUUUCACCCUAUAUAUCCCCUUCUAUGGAGUUCUGGGAUCCUUGUGUCUCCUCACCUUCGUCAGGUAAAGUUUCCCUCUUGCUGAAACUCCCCUUUCCAACAGUGGAACUAAGGAGUGUCUUCAGAGUAGCCUAAUCACACUGUUUCUACCUCUUUCAGUCAUCCAUCUUUGGUCUACUACGCUGUAUUAUCUUUGCUGACUAGUUCUACCUCAGGCUUUGCUGCAUCCCAUCUCUUCCCAACUUAUUCCUCCCUUUUAGCUCUCUUUUUCUGAGGGAAAGUUUCCCUGUGCUUGUUUACUGUACACCAAAUGCUGUGCCGUGAAUGCAGCCCGAGAUCAGAGGAGGAGCAGGAGUGCACAGUUUUCAAAAGUGCUUCAUUGGUUUUAUUUAUUCAAGAGUUCUCAAACAUUCAACACAUUCACACAUGUUCUGCAGGGAUUUAGUUACCAGAGAUGGUUGCAAAGCAUGUUUGGAUCUGUUCUUUGAACUAGAAGGCUUUGGGAUUGCAUGGCAGGCCUCAGGAUUCCAAGGUCUUUUCAUUGUCACCCUCACCAUGGUGUUUCUUGUUCUUAAGAAUGCAAGUUCUUUUGCAUGGAUUUUCAUGCCCCCACUGGGGUACCUCUAGGCAAAUGAGUACAACUUUCCUGAAAUGUGACAUUCCUCUUCUAAGGAAUGUUGUGUUGCCAUCCCAUACUCUGGUAUUUUAAAUCCUGUUUAUUUCAGAUAGCCAUCAGCAGCUGGUCCUCUGAUAAUCUUUGCAAAAAGCUCACAUUCAUUAAAAAAAAAAAAAACCCAUUCAUUUGUCUUCAUUUAUGCAUUUCUGAAUUGAUCCUAUGACAAACAGUAAUAUUAUUAAGGUAACAGUAUGCAGGGUAUAUUAAAAAUUAUAUCUUCAGACUCAUUGGAUAAAUGACAGUCCUAUGAAUCUGGUGAACUCCCUCAAUUUAGCAGCCCUGGGCUUGAGGGGAAUCUGGCAGUGUAUCUGUGUUAGGCUGUUCAGAUAAGCUCCCAUUAUCAAGUGAAAAAAUAAUCAUGUACGAACCAGUCCUUUCUGCUACUAUAAUUGUCACUGACGAAAUCCCUUGGAGAAGACACAAAAAAAUGUCAAGCAGUCCAGUGGAAAAUUCCAGUUUCACCUCCUUCCCCAGUACUGUUGCCAUGAGUAAAUACAAGAAACACAGUCUGCUAUGAAGCUGGGGUGUCUAUUAUUUGGGGGGUUUCCUAGCCAGGUCACUUCUUCUUUGAGCUGCUUAAAAUGCAGGCUACCUGGCUACAGCAGGGGCAGGGAAUUGAUGGCCAAUAGAUGUAGUUGGACUUCAGCUCCCACUAGUCACAGCCAGCAUGGGCAGUGGCUAGGGAUGAUGGGAGCUGAAGUCCAAUUACAUUCUUUUAUCCCAAAUGAACAGCUGUUUUGUCUCUGCUUAGGAUAGAAAAUGAAUAUGCAAAUUAUUAAAUAAGUAAAUGGAAAGUGUCUCACAAUAUAGAAAGGCAGAGCAAAAUGCCAAUUACCCUUUCCACUGGAAAACCUAGCAACCACUAAGAUGUUUGUCUGCACAGAAUGGGGGAGGCUCUCCUUUGAUUAUUCAGGCAAGAAUUCCAUUUCCCCUGCACUAACGGAGCACAGUUUUGUCCAAGGAUUAAUCUAUCCAGAUAUACAAGGCUGAAUUGUGUGGUUUUUGUCUUUUUCCCCCCUUGUCCUUUUUUAAGGUUCAUGGAAAGUCACUGGUUUGUAUGGGUCACACAGAUGAAUCACAUCCCAAUGGAAAUCGACAAUGACAAGCACAGAGAUUGGCUCAGUGCUCAGGUAAACUGGGUCGCUAAAGUCUGAACUAUUGAAAUCUUGCACAGCCUUAAUGAGACAGCAAGGGCCACUGAACUGGGUGGGAUUUCUGGGAUUGCACUGUGGGGUGCAAUCUGGGGAAAACUUAAGCCUUUGUGUCCGUGUCAUGGGAUUCUUCUAAAAAUAAAGCUAACUGAGGAAGUUUGGUGCUGUGCAGGCAGAUCAGUGGGAGUGGCAGAUGGUCUCUGUCGAUGCCCCCACACUGCACCCAGCAGCUUCCCUUCUCUCCCUCCCAAUAAGGAGCAGUGAUUGCUGCUGGUAGGCCAUGUGCAGAGCAGCAGCAACCCUCCAAUUGCUCCUGACCUCUGCCAUAACUAACCCUUAAAAUUACAUUUUUGGUGGUAGAUAGCCCGUUCCCCAUUGAUAUAUGAGUGAAUGUCAUAUUUCUGACAACUGCACUACAGACUUCCAUGAAGUUCUUUGCUGCCAUCUAUACAAGGUAUAUUUGAAGUGGCUCCAGACCGCGUGUUAUAACUAUUUCCAACAUUAGAUUUCUUGGUUCAGGCUUCCAAAACUGAUGGGCCUAUUUAAGCAGUGCAGUGGCCAUGGGAAGAACAUUUGCUUAAAUUAGAUGGCCCUCAUUUAAACAAGAGGGCCACAUGGAAGCCCUUGCACAAUUACUAUUAUUUCUUAAUUUAUUAAACCUCUAUGUGCCAAAAUGGGCUUCUUGGCAAUUUUGAAAAUAUAAAAACCAGUGACACGAACUUUAAAAUAUAAACAUUCAUAAUUAAAAGAGGGAAUAAAGCAAUCCCCUUAAAACAACACAGCAAUUAAAACCGGAGAUUGGUAGAGAGAUCAAGGGAAUUCCUGUGUAAACAGGUGCAAUCUGAGACUUCCUUGGAUUGUGGCUUUAGAAUAGAAGAUGGCAGAGUGUGGCAUUAGAACCACAGACAGUGACAGAAGAGCAGAGCUUGUUAUGAAAUCCACUUGAUCUGCUUCCAAGUCUGGGCUUCAUUACGAUUCACUGUUUUGUCUCCUUGAAUUCUGCAGUUGGCAGCUACCUGCAACAUUGAACAAUCCUUUUUCAACGACUGGUUCAGUGGACACCUGAACUUUCAAAUAGAGCACCAGUAAGUAUGCAAUGUUUGGGCCUGAAGGAACUUUGCUAGAAAGAAUAGACCCCAUAAGAUACAAUAGAAUCCCCCUGGGGGAACUAGAAACCCAUAAAAAGGAAGGGCGAAAAGCAAGGUAAUUAUUACCUUGUUAUUUUUGAAAUAAUUAUUUCUAUCCCACACUUGCACACUAAGUGGUUACAGUGCCUAACAGCAAAAGAACAUAACAUUACAAUAUGAUUGAAAUAAAACCCCGGUGUUAGAUACAAAAAGCAGAAAACAAUUGCUCAUGAUGUUUGGAUGACUUCUGCUAAUGUUUCAGUGCUGGACUGUCUGCACUGACAACACACACACACACACACACCAGCACCAGCCAUGCACUCAGGCAGCAGAGUGGGUUGGCAGAGCCUUGAGGUGAUGUACAGGGAUGUUCACCUUCAAGCUACUAGAUGAGGAGGCUACUUUUGAAUGCCUUCCCAUGUUAAAAAAAUUACUGCAGGUAAUACCCAGCAUCAGGGUCUAGGAUUCUAACCCAGCCUCCUCCAUACAAUGCUAGUUUUCUACCAGCAGAGACCACACACUUGUAGUCUGAAGUGGGUACAGUCCCUUCUUCUACUACUACAUUUUGCUGCUUAUUCCUGUAAGCAAACGUGCAAGGCAGUGCAGUACAUUUCCCCAAGGACAGAAUCUAUGGAGGCCUUCCUCAAGCUUUCUCCUUUCUGUUUUACCAUAGCCUGUUUCCCACGAUGCCGCGCCACAACUACCACAAGAUAGCACCGUUGGUGAGGUCCCUCUGUGCCAAGUACAAUGUCCCUUAUGAAGAAAAGCCUAUCAUGAAAGCAUUCUCAGACAUUGUUGGGUAAGAGAACGGGCGGGGGUUUUCAGUGUGUUCACCUAGCGCAUCUAGAAAAUCUGGCAAGACAUCGCAAGGCCUGUAGCCCAUAUCCUUGGCAGAACCUUCAACCAACUCAACUGCUGUGCAGACAUUUGCCGCAGACAUGUUUAGAGCUGGGAAUUCUCUGCAAGUGAGCUUGGCCUGUGGACAUUACCUUGCCUAUUCCUUUUAAACCACAGUAGUUGCCAUUGGUCAAGCCAGCCAGCUUUGCUAGGUUGUUGUGAAAGAGAAAAGGCAGAGCGAGAUGAAAUUGACAAAUACAGCGUUUAUGAAACAAAUGAUAUGCUGGAACCUGGUAAUGGAAGGAGAAAAGGAGGCAGCACUGGAAUGCCAGGCACCUUAACAGGCAUUUAAAUGCUCCUGUGCAAUCCAUUGGAAGAACAGUCCAGGAAGACAAUGUGCCUUGGUCAUUAAAUAACUAUUGGAAUUCACAAUUUAAAUAUAGGUUGUUAUCAACAUGCUCUAUAAAUCCAGAUUUGGGAAGAUGAGUGUAGCCCUAUUCAUGUUUUUACUUGCAUGUAGGGCACCCAUGCAAGUAACAUGCAAGGAGGGACGUGGGUGGUGCUGUGGGUUAAACCACAGAGCCUAGGACUUGCCAAUCAGAAGGUUGGCGGUUUGAAUCCCCGUGACGGGGUGAGCUCCCGUUGCUCAGUCCCAGCUCCUGCUCACCUAGCAAUUCGAAAGCACAUCAAAGUGCAAGUAGAUAAAUAGGUACCGUUCCGGUGGGAAGGUAAACGGCGUUUCCGUGCGCUGCUCUGGUUCGCCAGAAGCGGCAUAGUCAUGCUGGCCACAUGACCUGCAAGCUGUCCCUCGGCCAAUAAAGCGAGAUGAGCGCCGCAACCCCAGAGUUGGCCACGACUGGACCUAAUGGUCAGGGGUCCCUUUACCUUUACCUAGGGCACACAUAUAUAGCAAGAGGAGCAGGACUGCCGUUGACAUUGCAUCCACCCUUGAUCUUUCCAUGUUGAUUGUGGAGGUCUGAAAGCGAGACUCUUCAUGCAAGCAGCUGCUCCUGCAGAGGGGCUGCAUGUGAAGAAGACGCUCACACAAUUGUGUGCCCUGCUUUGUGUGAAGAGUUUGCUUUCCAGUCCUCUGAAAAGGUUGGGGGGGGUGUGCAGCGACAGGAAUGCAACACCUGAGACAGGACUGAGAAGCAUGACCCCACCCCGUUGCUACAUGCGAGUAUCCUACGCACAAGUAAAUGCAGGAACAUGGCUCUAGAGACAAUGCCAACACUGGAAUGCCAUGCCUCUCUUCUUCUUCCUCCACAGGUCCCUAAAGAAAUCUGGAGCACUCUGGUUGGAUGCCUACCUCCAUAAAUGAAGCUGGGUUUCAACAAAGGGGAAGGUGUUAGGCAAAGGGGGGGACUGGGGGCUGGGGGUGUUCACAUAUGUAUUCUUAUCGUCCAAUUUCAGUGUGUAUCUGUGUGUACACAGCUUGAAGGGAAUUUCCUGUAUUUUAAAAUUGAUGCUGGGGUGGGUUCAGGGGAUCUAUUUAAAAUCAGAGAGGGUUUCAGACAGGUCAGUUAAUGUCCAUAGAAUCUGAAUGGAAAACGCUGAUCUGAACACGUGAUGGCUGAGAAUUGGACCAGUAGGGUGGGGGGGGGUAUUUUGAGAAGGGAGGGUGAGUGAAGAAGCAAAUAGGCAGAGAUGCUCUCCUGUUCCUCUUCCUGAGACUUACUACUUACUAUUAUUACUGUCCCAGACUCUCAGGUACUCGAUUCAUCUACACAGAUUUUAUUUUUCAAAGCAGUCAAGCUUCUGCAGAUGUUUGAAUUGCAAAACAAUCAUGGCUGGCUCUUUUUAACAGACUUGGGUCCCAUUUCCCCUUAAUGAUGCUGAAACAAGAGGAGGGAAGGCAAGAUAAGUUAAUCAUCGUGAUAAUAUUCAUUAUUUGUGAAGUGCCUCUGAAUGCAAAACUCAGAUAAAAUACAGGCCUUGCAUCAUAGGCUUACAUAGAAUCUUAGCGUUGGAAGGGACAUUUGAGAUCAUCUCAUCUGACUCUUGUUAGCCUCCAGCUGAGACAAUAAAUGCCAGAAGCAUGUUUCUGAAAAACAACAACAACCACCCAGUAACAAAAUAUUGUCACCAAUCUAAUGGAGAAUUAUUACAUUGGGGGAUUCUCUGCUCUCGGCUUUUUCAAAAGGAGAACUCCAAAGCCCAGGUCCAAGCAGCUAGGUCAGGUCUGUCUCCUUUGCUCAGAGCUGGUCCUUUCCAUGUAUGCAUGUACAUGUAUGCAGACCUUUCUCUCCAGUUGCCACACUGUUUGAACAAAAUUCCAUAUACCGUACUUGUUUUGCCUUGACGUUUCUGCAGGCCACUUCCCAUUCUCUGCAAUGGGGUGUAGUUCCCAUUCACCCUGGGUCAGCUAGCCUGAUCCAGCUAGGGACCACGUGUGCAAGGAAGCAGGCUUUCCAAUGUGUGCUCCUCACCAGAUAGGGGAUGGUGCACUUAAAUGGCUGCUGCAUGCAUGAUUCACCAGUCAGGUCUGCGCAUAUGCAGUUCCAGGGCAAAAGCAGACCAGGCUUCGGGAUGAGAAGCAGGCGCCAUCUGUUUAGUCUUCCCUCACUUUUUCCAGCCUGGGCAGCUGACUAGCUUUAUUCAGAGCUGCACGUGUGCGUGGGCUUUAAUUGGGCCACUGCGUUCUGGGCCCACAGGAGCAUUCUGCCUCUAGUCUCAGAUGUAAUAUCUGAGGGUCUGUCAUGAAACAAGGUACUCUCUACAGCCGGUAGUGACUUGCUUUAAAGAUUAAGAUUUGUUUCUGAAUCCAUUAACACUGACAAGAUCCCAGGUAACUCAUGUACAGUGUUGCUAUAUAGUUCAACCACCUUAGGUGAUUUUCCUUCUUCUUUGCAGCCUUGUCUAGCUCAUGAUCUCAGUUAAACUAGCUCAAAUAUUUAGGAAGCAUGCCUCUUGCCAUCCAUGCAAAAGUCUGUUGGUCAUAUGUGGAAAUACCCAGGUCACUCUUGGGGCAUCAAUUAAGUGUGUUGGGACAGUGGAGGAGGCCUAGGUUCACUCAGCAAUGAAGUUUGCAGGGUGACUUGAGGCCAGUCAUUUUCUCUCACCCUAAUUUGCAUCACAGGAAUGUGAGGAAGAAAAUGGAAUAAGCCCACAUAUACUACCCUGAGCUCCUUGGAGGAAUGGCAGGAUAUAAAUAAAAUAAAUACACCCAUGAGAACAUGCUUCCAGGGGUUUCUGGGAGUGCUCUCAUGGGCAACCAGUUUAUUCAGUGAGCCAGCUCAAUGGGCCAGAACCAUGAGAUAUGUGAAUGAGGCAUGUAUCUUCAAAGAUGGUUUCUGGGACUUUUCCCACAGUUCAUGGAUCUUAUACUUUCUGCCGACAAUUCUAGCACUGUAAAUAAAGUACACUGUUCAUCCACUUUUUCUACUAAUGACCACAUUUAAAUGCCAGCGGGCCAUUAGUAGAAAGACACCUUGCUGCCCACACCCAGUGAAAUUUUGGGUUAGUCCUUACUAACUAAAAGUUAAUGAGAUUGCAAUUAUUUCCGCUUCUAAUGCCUAUUCAGUGCCUCUUGACUAUUUGGCAGGUAAUAUAAAUCUUACUUGCCGCCAAGUAUGUGUAGCUACCAUACUUUAUUCAAUAGCAUUUCUACUGAGGGUCUGGAAACCCCUGGUUCCAGAACUAAAAGGAACAUUCCAUAUUUUAUACCCUUGAUACAUAAUAUAGGAAGUAAACACCAGAGUGUUAAUAGCACAACUACAUAUUGCCUUAAUCUACCUGGACAUAAUCAAGCCAAACUUGAGUAUUAAACAAAAAACACAACUGAGCAGUUUAAGCAUGUAAUUAAGUAUUGAAUCAUUACAUAAGUGCUUAGGUUUGGCUGAUUCAUGCCCUCUGCCUCUUUCUGGUUCCAUGAAUGCAGUGCUUUUUAAAAAAACUAAAAAAAAAACGAUGUGCCAGUAUUCAUAAAUUGAUAAAAGUGCCGUGGGUGCCAGCACAAAAUGGCUGCCAUGGGCAGCAAAGAAAAGAGAGGUGCUGGUGCCCCAAACCAGUCAGUACUGUCACAAAAAAGCCCUGCAUGAAUGUAUUUCAAUUUCUCUGCUCCAGCAGGAAUAACCACCCAAAAAUGUACUGUAGCAUCUCCUAUGCAGUCUUCCAAGAUGAAAGCUCAUUUGGUCUGAAGUCUUCUGAUUUUCUUGUGGUUCUGUUUGCCCAACCUUUGGUUCCAGAACAAAUUCUAUCAUACCUGUAGCAGCUUUCUACCUUGUUUCGCUCCACCCCAGCACCUUCUAAUCUUGUAUUCCAUCCUGCUCAGAUGAUUUCUCUUUGCUUAGCCACAGAAAUCUGGGGAUUCAACCAUUUCAACUCAAUAGCCUUCUUCUCUUCAGCUGAGGGCAAGUGCGGGCAACAUUUUGCCCUCCAGAUGUUACUCAGCUACAAUUAGCCUCAGCAAGCACAGCCACUGGGUAGAGAUGAUGGGACAACAUCUGGAGGGCAAAAUGUUCCCCACACCUGGCUUAGGGGGAAAUGCAGGCUGCAAUCCUAUACACACACUUAUCUGGGACAAAGCCUGAAUUCAGUGGGACUUCUGAGUAGGCAUGCAUAGGAUUGUGCGGUUAGUGGAUUAUUAAACAUUUAAGCAGGAGAACCAGUACUGCCAAUGACUGUGGGAAAUGGCAGUUGCAUCCUCUGAUAGUGAUAAGUAGGUGUUAUUUGGAAUAAAGAACAAUGUUGCUGGGACAAUCCACACAAGUAGGGGUCAGUAUGCAACUUAUACAGAGCAAUUCCUUUAGUGAAAAUGUAGCAAGUGCAGAAGAAUAUAGGUACAGUAAGGAGCCUAAAAUAGACAUUUUUUCUCUCUUGACUAAAACAAGCCCCAAUGGCUGUCUUUAUUCAGACCUUAGAAUCAUAGAAUUCUAGUCCAACCCCCUGCAAUGAAGGAAUCUUUCACCCAAGUUUCAUGCUCUAUUGACUGAGCUUGUUCAUGAGAAAAGCACAGAAUUGAGUGAUUGAAAUAAACAUUAGCAUUUGCAUUUGGGAGAUACUUUGUGUGUUGUGUUUCAUUGCUUUUGCUGAAAGACAAUGUUCCACUGCUCCCCAGACAUUAAAGCACUGAUUCUUAACUAAUGUGCAUGUGUGUCAAUAGGUAAGUUGUGAUAAUUGUAAAUACUAGCAGUCCUGUGCUCACAUUUUUUUGUCGGGUUCUCUUAUCAAACUAGUCCUGAGUCAAUUAUUUUCUGAAAGCUGUGUUCCUUCUUGUCUUAGAGGGGUCUUACAAAACAUUAGCACAAAGUAUAUUCGUCCAUAUUUGCAAAACAUGCGUAAAAACUACGUUUACUUGGGACAAGGGCUUAAAUGCUCUCUUUUUCCAAUGACAUAUCAGUCCCUGCCUAAUCUAACAUCAAAAUCCCCCACUCAAGGAAAGUUGUUUGUAAGGAAAAAUAAAAUUGGGACAAUAUUUAUUUAUUCUGAUCACAGGCCAAGGUGGUGCUAUGCAGUUCCCAGGCAGUCACCCACCCAGGCGCUGACCAGACUCAGAGCUGCUUAGCCAUCUGUAUAAUGCAUGAUGUUAGCAUGGACUAAAAUCCAUUCCUGGGUGAUAUCUGAGCUAGACAAAAGCAUAUACAAUUUCCACAUUGAGAUUGUAUUUCUAACCCAGGAUAUUCACUGAGAUUCACCAAUGCUAUUGGACAAAUAUAGCCCUCGGCUUGUUUUAAGCAAUGUAGAAAAUCAAAGCUUUCACAUGGUUUUGGCCAUUAGCAAGGCAAAAUUAAGUGUGCUUUCAUGGAAACAACACAUGCUAGGGAAAAAAAUCCAUCUUUUCUCUUUCUCCUUCUCCAGUCAAGUAAUAAUGUAAUGGUGCAUUGAAUAUUUUGAUGGCUUUUGCUCAUGAGGAAUAAUGAUUAAAUGAGUGAAGAAUGGGAUAUGUUCUUGCUGCAUUUCAGCCAUUUUGUUAGGCUAUGGCAUGUCUCGAGUGAUGUCUACUUAGCGGAAAGCAGCGCAUGUUCUGGGAAUUGUUGCUUCUGUAGCAGUUGGAGGGUUCAAAGGUGAAAUGGAAGCAAGCAUUCCAUUCUAGAACCCUUGGGAAAGGGGAGGAAAGAAGGAGGGGAGGAAAGUUGGGCUAAGUAGGAAAAGUAAAGGCAUGUGAGAGCAGGGAAGUAUUAGAUGCAAUGUGUGAGAGGGGGAGAUAGUAAACUUAAGUAAGACAAAACCAGUCUUCUUCACUCUUUAGGGUGUAAUCAGUGGUGGAAGGAUGCACCAGGGGCAAAGAGCAAAUACAUUCUCAAAAAAAGAAAGUCAGUUGCAGCCUCUCUGGUCUAGAUUUGGAGAUCAUCUUAUGCAGGAGUGGGCUACAGAUUCACUCCCCUACUUCACAAAUUGGUGAUAAGCCGAGUCAGCCGUACAGCACUAUACGUAAUGAAAUGUGAUGGGUAGGGACCCAAGACCUCCUGAUAUUGCUGGAAUACAAUCACCAUCAACACUGACCAAUAAGCCCAUGUGUCUGAAAGCCAGCUCUAAAGAUCAUGUAAUGUAUGUGGUACAGUCCUCCCAGGACUUACCCACCUCAAAUGAAACUACUAUUCCAUGUUUUCAUGCUCACCCAUGUCAAACACAUUAAUGCACAUGGAAAGCUAAACACGCCGAGGAUAAACUUUGUUCCAUGCAGUGAGGUGGUUAUUUCUUCCUUUCAGUCAUAACAUCUGAGCAUAUAAUAAAACGUAAAAUCUAGAUUCAGCAAGUGAGUCCUGUCAAUGGAAGCCCUAAGGGCUUCCACAAUGGGGCUAGCUUCCCAGGGCACACUGCGAAUUGGCUCUAGUGGGGUUGGAAGAACUCUCGGAAGAGUGAAGCAGGGGAGGAGAAGGUGCAUUGUGCCAUCUGGAAAGGCAAAAGGCUUGAUGGAACAAUCGCCUUAGCAUUUACAUUGAUUGUGUAGCUACUUGGAUCUCAUGCGGCUAUCAGUGAUACAAAAGCAGUUGAAAACGGCUAGGCUGCAAACAUAUCACAUUAAAGAUUGGAUUAAUAGAGCAGAAUUUGGGCACUAGAUAUUAGUAAUGAAAUAUCCACACAAUUAUGGGUUUUAAUGGUUAAGUUGCCAAAUGUUUAACCUCAAAAGCAAAAGCUCUAUUUUCAGCAGCUUUCCCCCCAUCCCAUUCAAUCUUGUAGUUUGCAGGCUUUUUUAAAAAAAGAAAAUGAGUUAUUCUAACAAAACCCAUAAACCUACAGUGUGGUCUAGUGGUAGUCAAAGAAGGCUUUCUUUACACACAAAAGCUCCAAUGUGUAUCGGUCCCUAAUUCAAAUUUUGUUGUUAGGAAAUCAAUUUACCUAUUUUUUAAAUGUCUGCUGUUAAGCUCAAUAAAAUCAUAGCUGUUGAAUAC